Messenger RNA from Drosophila takahashii, 841 nucleotides. Its product is annotated as cuticle protein 8. The record is from RefSeq and is a predicted model, not a curated record. Lineage: Eukaryota; Metazoa; Arthropoda; Insecta; Diptera; Drosophilidae. Gene Ontology annotation, cellular component: extracellular matrix.
UCAGCUAACGAUUUCGUGCUCUUAACGGUCCUCACUCACUCACUCAGUCGAGCUCUCCUCACAGCCUCCUGCACAGGAAUCAGCCUCCAGUCGUCGUCCUUCGUCCUUGUCUUGUAGCUACGUGUUCGCGUCGCGUGUUUGCUAGCCGUUCGUGCCGUUCGAUAUAUUAAAGAAAAUGAAGUACUUCGUUGCCAUUGCUCUGCUGUUCGCCGCCGCUCAGGCCGUCCCCAUCGAGCUGGGCCACUACGCCCCUGCGCUGGUCCACCACGCGCCCAUCCUGUCCCAUGCCGUCCAUGCCGUCCACGCCGAGCCGGUGGCCUAUCCCAAGUACUCCUUCAACUACGGCAUCAAGGAUCCCCACACCGGCGACAUCAAGUCGCAGGCCGAGGAGCGCGACGGCGAUGUUGUGAAGGGCCAGUACUCCCUGGUUGAGCCCGAUGGUUCGGUGCGCACCGUCGACUACACCGCCGACGACCACAACGGCUUCAACGCAGUGGUCCACAAGACCGCCCCCACCAAGAUCAUCGCCCAUGCGCCCGUGCUGCAUGCCGCCCCCGUGCUGGCCCACGCCCCCCUGCUGCACCACUACUAAGGGAAGGCGGGAGCCCGACUUAGUCGCCAAGGUGCUCUCCCUCUCGCUCUCAUCCAGCCACAAACAAACAGAAACAUCAUAGGAACAACAAACAGAAAAACGAACAAAAAACUACAAAAAAAAAUCAAACAAGCAACGAAAUCGACAAUUCUUUUGUAAGUAAGCUUAGCUAAGAGUUUAGUAGACACGGGCCGCCUUAGGGGGCGUGUCCCGGCACCCGGCUGAUCCUGGCAUGGCACAAGGACGAAG